Molecule: messenger RNA, 1883 nt
Organism: Megalobrama amblycephala (Wuchang bream)
Lineage: Eukaryota; Metazoa; Chordata; Actinopteri; Cypriniformes; Xenocyprididae
Product: E3 ubiquitin-protein ligase TRIM35-like
Exons: 6
Coding region: 372-1745 (457 amino acids)
Molecular function (GO): zinc ion binding; protein binding
Source: RefSeq, a predicted model, not a curated record
UGUAUGAACUGAAUUUGGUGACAGUACAGUGUGUUACAGUGAAGUUAUUGAGUAUUUUUCAUAAUAUAAAAUGAGCAAAAGGGUUUUGGGUUUUGCACUUUUCAGACGGUCCCUUCAGACGUGUAUCUCCGCCGCCUGCUCAUAGAGACCAAUUUAUAUAUUAUAAAACAUUGAGUCCAUAGUUUGUAUAAUAUUAUAAUUCGGUUUUGAAACGGAAAUGAGAGAAGUGUGGAAGAAAAAAACAUAAACAAUCUAGCAGACUAGAUCACGCACCGGGUCUCGUGAGGUCUCGCGUUACUCAGCCAUCAGUUCGCCUCGUCUCUUUCAGAAAGUAAAGUAAAGUUUAUAUUGCUGGAGCUCAAACAGUGAAAAUGGCUUCACUAAAUGUUUCUGCUGAAGAAAUUUCGUGUCCCGUGUGCUGUGAAAUCUUCAAGACUCCGGUUAUUUUAUCAUGCAGUCACAGUUUCUGUAAAGAGUGUCUUCAACAGUUCUGGAGAACCAAGAAAACUCAGGAGUGUCCCGUCUGCAGGAGAAGAUCCUCAAGAGAUGAUCCUCCGAUUAAUCUUGUGUUAAAAAACUUGUGCGAGUCAUUUCUGACGGAGAGAAAUGAGACGCGUUCAUCAGGAUCAGAGGAGAUCUGCAGUUUACACAGUGAGAAACUCAAACUCUUCUGUCUGGAGGACAAACAGCCUGUGUGUGUCGUGUGCUUCACUUCACAACAACACGACAAUCACAAAUGCAGACCCAUCGGUGAAGUGGCUUCAUCAUACAAGGAGGAGCUCAACACAGCACUGAAAUCUUUACAAGAGAAACUUCAACACAAUGAAAACAUUAAAGGAGAGUUUGAGAAAUCAGUUCAACACAUCAAGUCUCAAGCUGAUCACACAGAGCGUCAGAUUAAACAGCAGUUUGAGAAGCUUCAUCAGUUUCUCAGAGAUGAAGAAGAAGCUACACUCACUGCUCUGAGGGAGGAAGAGGAGCAGAAGAAGCAGAUGAUGAAGGAGAAGCUGGAGGAGAUGAACAGACACAUCUCAGCUCUUUCACACACAAUCAAAGACAUGGAGGAGAUGAUGAAAGCCAGUGAUGUCUGCUUUCUGAAGGAGUUUCCAGUCUCAAAGGAAAGAGUCCAGAGCUCACAGCCGGAUCCACAGAUGGCUCCUGGAGCUUUGAUUAAUGUGCCGCGUUACUUGGGCAACCUGCAGUUCAGAGUCUGGAAGAAGAUGCAGGACAUCGUCCAAAACACUCCUGUGAUUCUGGAUCCAAACACGGCUCAAAAAUAUCUCUUCCUGUCUGAUGAUCUGACCAGUGUGAGAAAGACCUGGUACGAACCACCACUUCCUGAUAAUCCAGAGAGAAUCAACUGGGAUUUUUGUGUUCUGGGUUCAGAGGGGUUUAACUCAGGAACACACAGCUGGGAUGUGGAGGUAAAACAGAGUUCAUACUGGAGACUUGGAGUAAUUGCAGCAUCAAACCAGGGGCAGGGACGUGUUUUCUCCAACACUGAUGUCUGGAGUGUGGACUAUCAUCAGUACCAAGAGUCCCCAGGUUUUAUAUUUCGUGUCAAACAGAAGCUUGAUCGUGUGAGAGUGAAUCUGGACUAUGACGGAGGAACGGUGUCAUUCUCUGAUCCUGUAACUAACACACAUCUACACACUUUAACAGCCACCUUCACUCACACAAUCUUUCCAUUCUUCUGUUGUGAUUUUUCUUCCUAUCUGAGGAUCUUACCGGUCAAUAGUCAGUAAACAUUACUCCAGUAAGUCUGGAUCUUCCUGCUUUCAUCAUUUUCCUAAUAUUUAAUCCAUAUCACACGAGUAAAGCCUUGUCCAAAUACCCACACUUGCGGUCUUUGCACUUGACCACUUGUCUACUACACUGUUAGU